AUGGAAAAGGAAAGCAGACUUUAUGUUUGGAAGGUAAAAUAAAAGCAGCUCUUUUUACUUCCAGAAGAACCUGAAGAGUUUUCAAUUACUUGUUCAUUUGACCAGAUAAACCAGCGAGUUAUUCGUUCAGAUUCAGAGAGAACAAGGAUAAAAUUGAUGACUAAAAAGGAAAAAUUUUUAAUAGAGCUCCUAUUAACUUUUUACUGCAAAAGAGAGCAUAUAACUUAUAAGCAAGGUCUAAACGAAGUCUUGGCCCCAUUCUUAUUGUUUUUUAGGGAUGGGUUGAGUUUAUGCAAAGUUUUUUUGUAUUUCAGUAAUUUCAUCAAAAACUACUUGCCAUUGAUGUUUGUAGAUAAAGAAUUCAAGGCUUUGGAAACUCAAUUUAUCUUAUAUAGGCUACUGUUAAGAUAUUACGACCCUGAGCUCAGCUCUUUUCUUAAUUAUUACAAGAUAGGGCCAGAACUAUAUGCAACUCCUUGAUUCUUAACUCUCCUCGCAAGCAAAAUCAGUGAUAUUGAGGUCCAAUAAUUAAAAUAUGGCGUCUUCGUCUGGGCAUGGCCUCCCAGCCAUGCAGCCUCGACUCAUAUUUUAAUUAUAUCCGGCAAGGUUUUACCAUUUUAGAGAUGGACAGCAAUGCUAGGUAAGCAAUUCUGGUUGUGUGCAGAGCCUAGCCCUAGUCUAAUCUCAGGGUGGAUUUUUCCUCGUGGAAAGGAAGGCACGGAAGUUGGAAAGGGGAAGCUCAGCAGAGUCCUUUGGACCAAUCGGGCAACUCCCUAGCGUGAAACUGGGCGUUAUGUCCCAGGCUACGUGUUUUUUCCUUUUGCCGACAGCUGACCAGAAAAUCCAUUUUUUUGGGGUUUCGGAAAAGCAACCCAUGCUCACAAGCAAGUAGCCUAUUCCUAAACCGUCGAAACCGGCAACACUUGCCCUAGGAGCACCCUGGUGAGAGCAAAGCAGGUCAGCUCAGCGACUUGUGGGCCCGAUGCGAUGAAAGGCGAGCGGAAGACCUGGGUAGAGUCUACCCCGUAGUGGACGUUAAGCGUUAUAAAUUCUAAGUAAGUAAUAUGUUGAGGUCCAAUAUUCUUUAUGGGAAAGCUAUAUGACAGAAAAUGAUAAACUUUACAUACUCUUUAUUGCGAUCGCCAUUAUUGUAAAACACCGAAAUCUUAUCCUUCAAACAGAUUUGUCUGACUUAGCUCAAAUCUUGUCAGAGAUUACUAUCCAUACACAAGCUGAGUUAUCUGAAAUUUUGGCAAGAGCAAAUGAGCUUAAGCGAAAUCUGCCUUACUCCUUGUAUAUAAGUUUAUAUAGAUCUGACUACAAUAACCCUAAAGACAUUGAAAAUCAAUUAUUCUCUCUACAACUGAAUAGUGUUAGUUUAUUAUUAUCGUUAAUCUAUUAUUCUGAAUGUAUAUUUUAUAUAAAUAUUAGACAUAUUUAUAUUAAGAAAGCAUAAUUAAGAUUGAAAAACAAUUUUGCUUGACUAUUCUCCCUCGAGAAAUAAUUCAAAGAUGCUAUCCAUUAUCGUCACUUUGUGCCUGCUCUGGAGGCACCUGCAAGUGGUGCCAAAAUUCUCGAAAUCAAGUCCCUCUUAUUAUUCUGGACUGCAGAACAGAGGUAGAAAGAGAAAAUGGGCUUCUGCCAAAUACCCUAAUUUUGGACCCUAAAGCUUAUAAUGAUGUAAAAACAUUAUUAGCUGUCCCUGAUCAGUAUGAGGAUUUAAAGCAAGUUUUUCACAUUACACUAUUAGGAAGUAAAGAAUUUAAGCAUACUGAUUUUGAUCUAAGAGGCGAUGACUCAAGUGAUAUUGAUGUCGUUCAAAAUAUGAUAGAAAAUCUGUAUCUGGCGUUUUUAAAGAAAUCUUUUCCAUUUGUAAGUGUAGUCGAAGGAGGAUUUUUAGGAUGCCAUCAAUUGAUUUCUAACUCCCUCAGUGAACGAGCAAAAAAAUUUGCUUGGGGGUUUCAUUAUAAACAAUAUUAUAAAUUAUAUAUUAAAACAUUUUUUAUAUAUUAAAAAAAAAUUUUUAGUUACAUAGAGGUUUUAUUUUCACAAAAAAUAGAACUGUUUUGAAUAGUUUUACCUGUUCAUGGAUGGGGAAUAAGCUUAAUCUUGAGCUUGAUCGGCACAAUCCAGAUUAUUGUUUAGGGUGCAAUCCUGAUGGUCCAAAAGUAUCUAAAGUCCUCAAACGAAGAAUAAAUAGUCUCAGGAGAAGUUUUAUAGGAAAAGUAAAAACAGCCCUUUCAGCUGCUGGAAGCGCAUUUAGGUCAUUAGCUCCAAAAACAUUUGACAGCACAACAAUCUCAGAGUCAACUAAAGAAGAGCCUACAAAACAAAAUAUUUUGCCGUCAAACUUCAUAUACAAAAGAGAAUUAGAUGAAUGAAAACAAGAUCCAAGAGUCUCUUUUUUUAUGUGCAGAAAAUUCGAUCGAUCUACUAAUAAAAUGCAUUUGGAGGAGUGUGUAAUGAUUGUCACUAGAACGCGAGUGAUCAUAUCUACUCUAUUUGAUGACUCUUCACAAAAUUCAUCAGAUACACCUGUCAGUGAUUUAGUGGAGCAAGCAAAAAUUCGAGACCUUGUUAAAAUCACAUCAAAAAGAAAUUCUUCAAGUACUUUGACGUUUUAUUUUAAGAACUCAGAAGAAUUUUGUUUUAGUUAUACCUUCAAAGACACAACUGAUGCAAAGGCAUGCUUAGCGCAGGUAAGCUCGUAUUUCAAUUUGCUAAGGUCACAAAGCCUUACUAGUUCGCUUUAG
Messenger RNA from Blepharisma stoltei, 2753 nucleotides. Lineage: Eukaryota; Ciliophora; Heterotrichea; Heterotrichida; Blepharismidae. The record is from the annotation of a GenBank genome assembly.